Molecule: messenger RNA, 1391 nt
Organism: Salpingoeca rosetta
Lineage: Eukaryota; Choanoflagellata; Craspedida; Salpingoecidae
Product: Ras2
Exons: 4
Coding region: 48-1166 (372 amino acids)
Biological process (GO): translation
Cellular component (GO): ribosome; cytosolic large ribosomal subunit
Molecular function (GO): structural constituent of ribosome; RNA binding
Source: RefSeq, a predicted model, not a curated record
UUUCCCCUUCCACUCCACACACACACGCGAGAGCACAACCUUCCAAGAUGGCCACGGCUCGCCGCCAAGUCACCGUUUACGGCACCUCCAAGGGCGCCAGCGUUGGUCAGGUCGCCCUGCCCGCUGUGUUCACUGCCCCCAUCCGCACGGAUGUUGUGCACUUUGUUCACACCAACAUGGCCAAGAACAGCCGCCAGCCUUACGCCGUGAGCGAGCGCGCUGGUCACCAGCACUCUGCUGCCUCCUGGGGUACCGGCCGCGCCGUGUCCCGUAUCCCCCGUGUUGCCGGCAGCGGUACCAGCCGUAGCGGCCAGGGUGCCUUCGGUAACAUGUGCCGCAAGGGUCGCAUGUUCGCCCCCACCAAGAUCUGGCGCCACUGGCACCGCCGCAUCAACAAGAACCAGCGCCGCUUCGCCACCGCGUCUGCGCUCGCCGCCUCCGCCCUCCCUUCCCUCGUCGAGGCCCGCGGCCACUCCAUUGCCAAGCUGCAGCAGGUGCCCCUCGUCGUCUCCAACGAGGUUGAGAGCAUGAAGACCACCAAGGCCGCCGUCGCCCUCCUCAAGACCCUCGGCGCCUACAACGACGUGGACCGCUGCAAGAACAGCCGCAGCCUCCGCUCCGGCAAGGGCAAGUGGAGGAACCGCCGCCACACCAUGCGCCGCGGCCCCCUCGUCUGCUACAAGAAGAACAACGGCAUUGUGCGCGCCUUCCGCAACCUCCCUGGUGUGGAGCUGUGCCCCGUUGAGUCCCUCAGCGUGCUCAAGCUCGCCCCCGGUGGCCACGUUGGCCGCUUCAUCAUCUGGACCGAGGGCGCCUUCAACCACCUCAACAAGCUCUUCGGCACCGGCAACAAGCCCGCAGACAUGUCCCUCAAGAAGCGCACCAACGGCGCCCCUUACUACAUGCCUCGCACCAAGAUGACCAACGCCGACCUCUCCCGCAUCAUCAACUCGGAUGAGAUCCAGAGCGUCAUCCGCGCCAAGCGCAAGGCUCCUCGCCGCCGCACCGUCAAGAAGAACCCGCUGACGAACCUGCAAGCUCUGCUGAAGCUCAACCCGUACGUCAAGACGAAGCGCCGCAACGCCUACCUCAAGAACGAGCGCCGUCGCAAGAACAACCUGUCCAUCCGCAAGGCUCGCGCUGCCAAGAAGGCUGCCACCGCCUAAGCUUGCUCGCUUGCGCCUGCUGGCCCUGGCUGGGUUGUCGUGUUGGUUGGUCGCGCCUCGUGUGCCCACCGUUUUGCUCCUGUGCGUUCACGGCCCCAUUCCCCUCUUUCUUUGCUCUUCCCUGUCUGUGAAUCAAGCGCACAUCAGUAAACUUCCUUUCAGACAGGCACUCCCCCUUGCUCUGCUCCUGUAUACACUUGCCUCAAUGAAUCCCUGAAGCGUCGA